AUGGCGAGUUUCGCAUCAGCAGAUUUAUCUCUUUCAGAUGGAAAGCUGACAGUUUCCGGCAACUACAUUUUAACAGAUAUUCGCGAUAAUGUUUUACUAAACCCAGCAAAAGACAAUCAAGGCAGCUUCAUCGGUGUUAAAUCGGAUCAAUAUGGUAGCCGCCUGGUUUUCCCAAUUGGAAAGCUCAGGGGAUUGAGAUUUUUGUGCCUUUAUCGGUUCAAGUUAUGGUGGAUGACUCAGAGGAUGGGGACAUGUGGCCAGGAUAUACCCUGUGAGACCCAGUUUCUAAUGGUGGAGGUGUUCGAGGGUUCACCAUCUGGUGAAGAGGAUGAACGACAACCUCAAUCACCUUGUUAUGCUGUAUUCUUGCCGAUUAUCGAGGGCGAUUUCAGGGCUGCGCUUCAGGGAAAUGUUGAUGAUGAGCUGGAAAUCUGCUUCGAGAGUGGUGAUCCUGCUGUGCAAGAAUAUGAAGGGAGAUAUGUGGUUUAUGUGGCAGCUGGGAAUGAUCCAUAUAGCUUAAUCGAAUACUCGGUCAAGUAUCUAGAGACUCAUUUACAGACAUUUAGCCAUCGUGAUAGAAGAGAGAUGCCGGAUAUGCUCAACUGGUUUGGGUGGUGCACUUGGGAUGCUUUCUACACUGAUGUCUCAGCUGAGGGAGUUAAGGAAGGACUAAAAAGUUUGAAGGAAGGUGGAGCUCCUCCGAAAUUCCGCAUCAUUGAUGACGGAUGGCAAACAGUUGGCAUGGACUCAAUUGGUACAAAAGCAAAACUUGAGGACACGGCCAAUUUGGCAGAUCGUUUAACUCAUAUAAGAGAAAAUCACAAGUUCCAAAACUACGGUACAAGUGGCGACACGGGAUUACACCAAUUUAUCUCCAACAUCAAAGAUGAAUUCUCUCUCAAGUACGUCUAUAUGUGGCACGCCAUAGUUGGGUACUGGGGCGGUGUCCAACCGGGUAUAGUACAAAUGGAUCAGUACAAGCCCGAGAUUGUAAAUGUAGUCCCUCCCUUGGGGGUCGUAUCAAAUGGCAUCUGCUUUGUCUUAAAGAGCCUCAUGAAGAACAAGGUUGGCCUUGUGAACCCAGAGAAAAUCCAAGCCUUCUACAAUGAUCUGCAUGGCUACCUUGCUUCGGCAGGCGUUGAUGGGGUCAAGGUUGACAAUCAGAGCAUACUGGAAGCUCUCGGGUCAGGAUUCGGCGGACGUGUGAAACUUGCGAGAAAGUACCAUGAAUCAUUGGAGGCGUCUGUUUCUAGAAACUUCAAGAACAAUGGGAUUAUUGCUUGCAUGAGUCAUGCCACAGACGCUUUGUACAAUACAACGAAAUCUGGUGUUGUUAGAGCAUCGGAUGAUUUCUUUCCGAGAGAUCCAGCAUCACACACAAUCCAUGUGGCAUCAGUUGCUUACAACACCAUUUUUCUUGGGGAGUUCAUGCAGCCCGAUUGGGACAUGUUUCAUAGCUUGCAUCCCAUGGCUGAAUACCACGGGGCUGCUCGUGCUGUUGGAGGCUGUGCGAUCUAUGUCAGUGAUAAACCAGGGAACCAUGAUUUCGAUGUCCUAAGAAAGCUCGUGCUUCCUGACGGCUCCACACUGAGGGCUAAACUACCCGGGAGGCCGACUAAAGACUGCAUGUUUUCAGAUCCCACUAGAGAUGGAAAAAGUCUUCUGAAAAUUUGGAAUAUGAAUGAUUUUAGUGGAGUCAUUGGGGUUUUCAACUGUCAAGGGGCUUCUUGGAGCCGGGAGACUAUAAAAUAUAUGAUCCAUGAUCAACAACCCGAGACAAUCUCUGGUGUUGUUCGAGCAACAGAUGUUCCACAUCUCGGAAGCAUUGUUGAAAGCGGAUGGAAUGGAGAUUGCAUUAUGUAUUCUCACAGAGAGGGGAAACUCGCAUAUGUCCCGGAUAAGACAACACUACCUGUGCAACUGAAAGCUCGUGAAUACGAAGUAUUUACAGUUGUUCCGGCCAAGCGGUUGUCCAAUGGGGCAGCAUUUGCUCCAAUAGGUCUCCUCAAGAUGUUCAAUUCUGGCGGAGCCAUAAAACAGGUGAAGUACGAAACCGAGAAAACUGGGUGCGUUGAUCUCAAGGUUGUUGGGUGUGGUACGUUUGGAGCAUAUUUGUCUGUGAUGCCUAAGAAGAUAGUAAUUGACGGGAAAGAUGAGGUUUUCGAGUAUGAGGAGAACUCGGGGUUCAUAACUGUCACUUUAGGGGUUCCGGAGGAAGAAUUAUACCAGUGGAAACUGACAAUUGAACUUUGA
Messenger RNA from Striga hermonthica, 2253 nucleotides. The record is from the annotation of a GenBank genome assembly. NCBI's taxonomy places the organism in Eukaryota, Viridiplantae, Streptophyta, Magnoliopsida, Lamiales, Orobanchaceae.